AUGGCGGGGCUUAUCUCUCCCAAGCCCGUUUCCUACAUGCAACACAACCUGCAGUACAACCCGUACGGGCGCGGGGUCCCGUCUUACGCCGAUUCCUCCGCCACCUCCCUCCCGCCACUCUCUCAGCCCACCCCACACCAAGGGGUCUUCCUCGGUGGGAUCGCCACCCACCCGCUCGGCGUGAACGAGGAGGGCAAGAUCUACAGCCUCGUGAUCGAUCUCCUCGACUCUCAAACCCGCGAGAGCGCACUCCUGGAGUUGAGCAAGAAGAGGGAGCAGUAUGACGACCUCGCUCUCGUUUUGUGGCACUCCUUCGGUAUCAUGCCCGCUCUUUUGCAAGAAAUCGUAUCCGUCUAUCCGCUCCUGUCGCCUCCUAAUCUAACGGCCCAUGUAUCAAAUCGUGUCUGCAACGCUCUCGCUCUCUUGCAAUGUGUAGCUUCUCACCCGGAGACCCGUCAAUUAUUCCUCAACGCUCAUAUCCCCCUUUUCUUAUACCCAUUCCUGAACACCACCUCAAAAACGCGCCCCUUCGAAUACCUGCGCCUCACUUCUCUUGGAGUCAUCGGAGCCUUGGUCAAGCAAAACGACAACACGCCCGUGAUUCACUUCCUGCUUUCCACGGAGAUCAUCCCGCUCUGCCUGCGGAUCAUGGAGACCGGCUCGGAGCUGUCGAAGACGGUCGCCAUCUUCAUCGUCCAGAAGAUCCUCCUCGACGAAACCGGGCUCACGUACAUCUGCCACACUUACGAGCGGUUCUACGCCGUCGGCACCGUGCUCAGCAACAUGGUCAACCAGCUCGUCGAGACGCAGGCGGUGCGCCUCCUCAAGCACGUCGUCCGCUGCUACCUCCGCCUGAGCGACAACCUGAGGGCUCGCGAGGCGCUCAGGGCUUGUUUGCCGGAGCCUCUUCGUGACAACACCUUCAACGCUCUCCUCAAGGGCGACAUGGUCACGAAGAGGUGCCUCACUACGUUGCUUAACAACCUCAACGAGCAGUAA
This is a messenger RNA of Epithele typhae, 999 nucleotides long. RefSeq names its product Rcd1-domain-containing protein. Gene Ontology annotation, cellular component: P-body; CCR4-NOT core complex; CCR4-NOT complex. NCBI's taxonomy places the organism in Eukaryota, Fungi, Basidiomycota, Agaricomycetes, Polyporales, Epitheliaceae. The transcript has 6 exons. Bases 1 to 999 code for a protein of 332 amino acids. The record is from RefSeq and is a predicted model, not a curated record. Gene Ontology annotation, biological process: negative regulation of translation; mRNA catabolic process.